Molecule: messenger RNA, 1203 nt
Organism: Colletotrichum aenigma
Lineage: Eukaryota; Fungi; Ascomycota; Sordariomycetes; Glomerellales; Glomerellaceae
Exons: 3
Coding region: 1-1203 (400 amino acids)
Source: RefSeq, a predicted model, not a curated record
AUGGCGGUCAGCAACCAUCAAUCCUCCGAAGAUGUGGGCAUGGCCGACGCUCCAGAGAAGCCCCCCGCCACGCCCGAAGAGCGGGAAAAGUUCAUGGAGCACUUCUACGAUGCCCAGGAAAAGGGCGCUGCGAAGUGGCUCGUCAACAGAGGUGUUCAAGUUGUCUCGGCGUCCUGGUUCGAGUGGGAGGUUCACGUGAAGGUCUGGGCCAAACUUUCCGCUACAGGGCCGAAACCUACCCAGCAGACCGACGUCGGAGAGUUUCCUUGGAUAUAUGAAGAGCCCAGAAUGGCUCCAGCGAGCCCUACCGACGCGUCCCAGUUGUUCGCCGAGCUCAGACUCGCAAUCAUCCGAGAGAACAGCCUGCCGGCCCUCACCCGCAUCGAGAAACGUCUUCCGUUGAUGAACGAGGAGCCGGAGAUGGCGCGCAACUUCAGGGGCGGAAUGGACCUUGCGCUCCGCCAGAACAUCUGGGAUGAUGUCUUCCUCGGCGAGCCUUGUGUGCCUGGCCAUCCCUUCGAGGUAGUCAUCCCCUUCGCUGAGAAGCUCCGGACUCACGGUGUCCUCGAUGCCGACGAGCUGCGAAACCACCUCCCCGCCGCUGUUCAUGGUCGAAUCAUCCGUCGCCUUAACCCCAGCGGACACUACGUAUCUGUCAUCGUCUUCGGCCUCGCCCCCAACGCCUUCGAUAACCCGAUGAAUCGCAUGAACCUGGCUCUGAGCUACAACAUGGCGCUCAACUGGGCCAGGAAGAUCGUCGUCACCGGCACCAGCUGCCCUGCUUCCGAUGCCUUCAAGAACUUCAUGAUCAGGCCCGUUCAGAAGCAAAGCGAAGGUGCUUCGCAGGUCGUUGGUGUGGCAGAGCAAAGAGCGUUCACUGAUGAAGAGCUGAAGCAAUGCGAACACGCCCUCGCGCUCAUGCCGUGGACCUCUGAGGCGGACCAUGCCGCCUACCGCGUGGGCCAAUGGCUGCAGCAGCAAGUCGCCCUCACCCCGGUCCAGGAUCGCUACAACCUUUUGCGAAAGUGGUGCCAGCAGAAGCACACCAAUCUCGAGAACCUCACGUCGGCUGAGCUGGGAGAUGCCUGCCGCCGUGCUUGGGAGAAGAGGGUUUCGGAGUGGAUGACUGAGCGCGAGAUCACUAGCUGGCCAUGGAACAUGGAGACCUUCUACGCGAGACAGAUUGCAGCCGUCGACUCUUGA